Messenger RNA from Colletotrichum karsti, 1713 nucleotides. RefSeq lists its product as uncharacterized. The transcript has 2 exons. The record is from RefSeq and is a predicted model, not a curated record. Lineage: Eukaryota; Fungi; Ascomycota; Sordariomycetes; Glomerellales; Glomerellaceae. Bases 1 to 1713 code for a protein of 570 amino acids.
AUGUCUGCCACGUACAAGCAGUUCCUGGCUGCUCCCAACUCGUCUCUGCUCGCGCCCAACGCCACCCUUCUGUACAUCACCACCACCACUUCUUUCAAUGGCCCUACCGACAUCAUCAAGCACUUCAACACCCUGCGCAACCAGGUGAAGAAGAAGAAGGAAGAGAUUUUGGACGUCGUCGAGGGCCGCGAUGCUAUCGCCGCUGAGAUCGAGACCUCUCUGGAGUUUGUUACCAGCGGCGGCACCUACCUGCCCGGCCUGGACGACAACUUCUUGGCCGACCGCACCGUUUUCCUCCCAAUUAUGCACGUUGUGAACUUCGACAGCGAGGGCAGGAUCGCGCAGAUCCGCCAAAGCUGGGACCAGGGCUCCCUCCUCAAGCAGCUCGACAUCAUCGGAAAGUCUGGUCGCAACUGGCCCAUCCGUGACAGCCAGGACCAGAUCAAGAUGAUCACCAAGGGUUUGAAGGCUACCGGCAAGGUCUCAGAAGCUCCCGACACGAACGAACUGAUCAACAGAUCCCGCGGCAACUCGAGCAACGCGCUGCGCGACCCCCACGCAUCCCUCUCCCUGUUUGCCCCCAGAGAGCAACAGGCUGAAGAAAGCCCGGCCCGGUCUGUCGUGUCACCUUAUGCGGGUACCCGACCUCAGCAGCGGUCUUUCACCGAUAUUCUGGGCAACGCGGGUGCAGAUGACGAGCCCAGCUCCCCCAGCGCAGGACGCGACCGCGUCGCUCCCAAGAUCGGCGCUGGAAAGAACUUCCAGCCCAGUCGCCUGUUCGAUGCUGAUGAACAUGCCGACGUGCCCGACAGCCCCGAGCAGUCGCCCGAGAAGUUCUACCGUCCCAACCCCAAAAAGUACCAGCACUUCGACUUCGCCGACGGCUCGGACCCGCAAGACACACCCAAGCCUGCCGAGGGCCGCCCCAAGGCUAGCAAGCACGACAGCAGCUGGGGUUUCGAAGACUUUGUCACUCCUCAGAAGGUCAAGCCUGGCAAGACGCUGCGCACUCAGGAUGUGCGCCACUGGGAUACCGACGUGACCAACGACUCUGUGAAGGAGACCCCGAUCGCCCGUCCAGUCCAGCAGAAGCCCCGCCGCGACGCCGAGCCGCACUUUGAGUUCCAGGAUGACGGCCCGGACGGUCAGCCUCGGCCCGCUGGUCGUCCCAAGGGUUCCGCGCACAACACUGGCCUGCACCUCUACGAGAACAACUUGUACAGCGAGGAUGGCAAGCCCCUUCCCCCUGACGCUGACCGCGCUCUGGGGAACAUUACAAACCUGAACCAUCGCCACAAGGACUUUGACCCUCAUUUCGCCAUGUCUGACGACUCCCCCAGCCAAACCGGUCAGCAGCAACGACCCACUGUGAGCGACUCUCGCAAGAAGGCAGUGAACAUGAUGAACUCCAACUGGGAAGCCUACGACAAGUCUCCUGCAUCUCAAAAGGAGAACAUCCCUGAGCCUCAAGCAGCUACCAAGAAGGGCGGUAUUCACAUUGCUGGAAACGGCAUGGGAGCCAGAAAGGCCCCGGCCGAACAGGAGGGCGAUAGCCGUGGUAUCAACAUUGCUGGAGACGGCAUGGGUGGUCGCAAGGGCGCCAACCGCAACUGGCUUUACGGCGGCGACGACGACGAGGAGGACACGCCCAAGGCCAUCCCGCCCAAGAAGCCCGGUAUGUCGGCGGCUCAGCAGAGCUUCUGGGACUUUUAA